AUUCAUGCCAAUCCAGCAACAAUCUAAUAGCAAUAGCAAAUUAGCAAUACCAAUUCCCAAAUGUAUCCUUACAAUUUUUAUUACUUAUUCCUUUCAGAACAUACAACAAGAUACAUAUACAUACAUACUUACUUACGCCGAGAGAGAGAGAGAGAGAGAGAGAGAGAGAGAGAGAGAGAGAGGCAUUCGUCCGUAGUUCCAUGGGUUGUGUUGGGUCAGGUACACGUUCCCACGAUGAUUCCAUUCCUUCUCGUCUCGUCGCGUCGCGUCGUCAUCCGCCCUAUGAUUCGGAGUUAGGAACCGAAUAUUAAUGCGGACUGCAGGAUCGGGAUUACCCCAUGCACACAGCACAUACAUACAUACGCCAGCCGUCAAAUAUACGAGGACGAUUCUUCUGAGUAAGGUUUCCAUCUUUGUUUGCCGUCUGCUGUAUCGGGGCGGGGCGGGGCUGGUCUGGUCUGGCCCUAAUUUGGAGUUAGUGCGAAUUAAUGGAGACUGAGUAUCGUCCUCCUCCGUUGUUGAACAUUGGGAAAUGCUGCCGCUGCAAAAACUGCCUCUCCUCCACGAUGAAGAAAUCAUUUUCGGCAAUGUGCCUUAGCAGCUCGGCCGUCCGUGUCGCAGUAGUCGAGGAAGAGAAGCAGUGCAGCAUCCCUGCAGCAGCAACAGGGUUAGCUGCGCAACAAAAGGCUCAUAUCGACAUAUUAAACGAAUGUGCAGAACUGCGCGAAACCAUCAGCAGGCAGCAGCAUAUCAUUGAGAAUCUGAUUUCUGAGUUGGAGAAGGAGAGGAACGCCGCGUCUUCAGCUGCCAACGAAGCAAUGUCUAUGAUUCUGCGACUGCAGAGGGAUAAGGCAGAGAUUCAAAUGGAGGCUCGGCAGUUCAGGACGUAUACAGAAGAGAAGUUGGCGCAUGAUCAGCAAGAGAUUAUUGAAUUGCUGGAUUUGUUGAAUCAGAAGGAGGAAGAGAUUGAACUACUUUCCAGUACUACUGGUGGAGGAGGAGGAGGAGGACGGCCAUAUUAUAAUAAUAAUAAUGCUAAUAAACACAGGAUGAUCAUCAGCCAUGGGAUUAUGGAGGAUGAGGAAGAAGAUGGGCAAUUUCGUGAGAUUUUCCCUUCUAAAGAAUAUGAUGAUCAGGAAGGUUAUAAUAAUUGUUAUUAUUCUCCUGAAAAUCAUCAUAUCGACAAAUAUGAUUAUAAUUAUUCACGGCAGUCAUCUGGGAAUGAAUUAAUCAGUGAUUUGGAGUUUCGGAUUAGUCUGCUGGAGAAGAGCCCACCCUGCAGCAGGAGCAGGAGCAGGAUUAUCCAGCCAAAUUCACCAGCUCGACGGUCAACGGGUAAAGAAAUGUGGCCAGAUUUUACCAUGGACUCUCCAAAACUCAGUUUGAGGAAGAUGAGAAGGGGGAAGGUGGAUGAUGCUACUACUAUUACUACUGCUAUAUCAACAGAUGAAGCUGAUGACUUGAUGAUAGAUCGGGUGUGCACGGUUGAUUCUGCUGUUUAUACAGUUAAUGGUCUCAUGGAUCCAACAGCAGCAGCAGCAGCAGCUGUUAUGGGCAAUGAUGAUUAUUGUAUAGGAGCUGGAGCUGGAGCUGCAGCAACAGCUCCUAGAGAUAUUGAGAUCCAGAAGCUGUAUGCGAGGGUUCAUGCUCUGGAGGCCGAUAGAGAAAUAAUGAGGCAAUCCAUUGCUUCUAUGGGGAGCAAUAAAGCUCAAAUGGUGUUGUUGAAGGAGAUAGCUCAGAACUGGUGCAGAGAAAUGUCUCCGGCACCGCCAAGACAGCAGCAGAUGACCAAUGUGCAUGUGCCCAAGCAGCCAUACCCACUCCACCCCAACAAUAAGUUCUCCUUCAUAUCAUCAAUCUUAGCGUGGAUCGUUUCCAUCGUUUUUUUCUGGAAAAGGAAACCGGGCAGAUGCAAGUACCAGCCAUUUGGGACAUGGGGAAGCAGCGUGGGGUUGCUACUGCUUCUGGAGCGGUGUCCUCCUGCCACGAGUAGGCCACAGACGACAUAUUUGGGGUGGGUUGUUGACAUUCUUGGGCAGUGAUUAGCUAAGCUAGCAUUUGUUUUGUGGAUGCCGUCUGCUUUGUUUUACUUCCCAAGAGGUAGGAGAGGAGAGCAGUAAAGGAAUACCUAAUACAAGCAAGACGGACUAGGUGGCAUCGAGGUUUUGAACCCGGUCAUAAGCCC
Molecule: messenger RNA, 2185 nt
Organism: Andrographis paniculata
Lineage: Eukaryota; Viridiplantae; Streptophyta; Magnoliopsida; Lamiales; Acanthaceae
Product: myosin-binding protein 7-like
Exons: 6
Coding region: 489-2042 (517 amino acids)
Source: RefSeq, a predicted model, not a curated record